UACUCUUGUUGUUGGUAACUAAAAAAUGGCUAGCACAAAUCUCCUUGCCACAAGCAACGCCAUCAAAUUGAAUGGUCUCAGCUUCGUCGCCUCUUUCUCCGACAAACUUAACCACCACUUUCGUUUGUCACAGACGACUCGUAGAGUCCAUACUUCAUGUUGUUACCGUGAGAGGUCUUUGAAAGUUGUGACGUCCUUAGAGAGCCCUGAGGCAGAAACAAGCAGUGACACUGAAGGAACUGGAAUCGUCCGUUUUUUAAAAGGGAAAAGUUAUCUCGUUACGGGUGGAACAGGGUUUCUUGGCAAAGUGUUGAUUGAGAAAUUAUUGAGAGCAAGUCCUGAGAUUGGGAAGGUAUUCCUUCUGAUAAGAUCCAAAGAUCAAGAAUCAGCCAGCAAGAGACUCUGUGAUGAGAUCAUAAGCUCGGAUCUGUUCAAACUUCUGAAGAAAAUGCAUGGGAGCUCUUAUGAAGCUUUCAUGAAGAGCAAGUUGAUUCCAGUAAUUGGAGACAUUGGAGAAGACAAUCUAGGGAUCGAACCUGAAAUAGCAGACAUGGUUAGAGAUGACGUUGAUGUUAUUAUCAGUUGUGGUGGUCGUACAACAUUCGACGACAGAUACGACUCUGCCCUAAUUGUCAAUGCUCUUGGACCUGGUAGACUUUUGAGCUUCGGAAAGGAGUGCAAGAAACUGACACUUUUCCUCCACUUUUCAACUGCUUAUGUGACUGGCAAGAAAGAGGGAAUAGUACUAGAAACACCUCUCUGCAUUGGUGAAAACAUAACUUCUGACUUGAACAUCGGAUCCGAGCUAAAACUAGCUUCAGAAGCUGUAAGAAAGUUCCAUGGCAGUGAAGGAAUCAAGAAACUGAAAGAACUUGGAACUGAAAGAGCUCAACACUAUGGCUGGGAAAACAGUUACACAUUCACAAAAGCCAUAGGGGAGACUAUAAUUCACAGCAAUCGAGGACAUUUGCCUGUAGUGAUCAUAAGGCCUAGUAUUAUCGAAAGCUCUUACAAGGAGCCUUUCCCUGGCUGGAUCCAAGGAAUAAGAAUGGCUGAUCCAAUCGUCAUGGCCUAUGCCAAAGGCCAGAUUUCUGACUUCUGGGGAGAUUCUCAAGCUUUAUUAGAUGUUAUUCCAGUUGACAUGGUUGUGAAUGCAGCAAUAGCAGCCAUGGCAAAGCAUGGUUGUGGUGUCCCAGAGUUCAAAGUUUACAAUGUCACUUCUUCAUCUCAUUCGAAUCCAUUGCGAGUUGGAGAGUGGAUGGACCUCACUCAUCAAUAUCUUUGUGACUCUCCAUUGGAAGAAACAGUGACAGACUUAGUGCGUAUGAAAUUCCACACUUCCUUAGAAGGUUUCACUUCCUCUUUAUUGAACACAAUAACAAAACAUGAAAGAAAGAUUAACAAUGAAGGAGGAGGAUUGAGCAUGAAGGGAUAUAGGAAGCUAAACUAUUUUGUGUCCUUGGCAAGAACUUAUGAACCUUACACGUUCUUUCAAGCUCGGUUUGACGAUACAAAUACAACAAGUCUGAUACAAGAGCUGUCAGUGGAAGAGAGAAAGACGUUUGAGUUUGAUAUCAGAGGCAUUAACUGGGAGCAUUACAUUGCUAACAUCCAUCUUCCAGGUCUCAAAAGGCAUUUCUAUUAGCAAAGAUCCAGUCAAAGAAAGUGAUCAUUGACUAUUUGAAUGUGAUAGCAAUUACUCAGCUAAAAUCAUGAAACGUAAUGAGAGUUUUCCAAAUUUGUCAGUCAUGGGUUGUAAUAAGCUCUUUCAAGCAGAGCAGUGUGAUAUGUUGUGUUUUGUUUUUUUUGGGUGAAUAUAUGUUGUGUUUUGUUUUUAAAAUACUUUGGGUGACUGAAACUUGUAUUUCCUUUUAAUUUAGAGCAUCUUUACAAUAGGGUAUUUUAUCAAAAUAAUAUUAAUUUUGAUUA
This is a messenger RNA of Camelina sativa (false flax), 1929 nucleotides long. RefSeq names its product fatty acyl-CoA reductase 6, chloroplastic-like. Gene Ontology annotation, molecular function: alcohol-forming very long-chain fatty acyl-CoA reductase (NADP+) activity. Gene Ontology annotation, biological process: long-chain fatty-acyl-CoA metabolic process; suberin biosynthetic process. NCBI's taxonomy places the organism in Eukaryota, Viridiplantae, Streptophyta, Magnoliopsida, Brassicales, Brassicaceae. Gene Ontology annotation, cellular component: intracellular membrane-bounded organelle. The record is from RefSeq and is a predicted model, not a curated record.